AUGUCCGUCGACGUCGUGGUACCGACAUUGGAGACGCCUGCUCGUUUCGCCUUUCCAUUCCCGAAGCCAUACGACAUACAGCUGCAACUCAUGCAAACAGUGUUCAGCGCAAUUGAGAACUCCCAGAUCGCCAUCGUGGAAUCUCCUACGGGAACUGGAAAAUCUCUCAGUCUCCUGACAGCAACCCUCACUUGGCUCGAAGAUAACGAGAAACGGCUCGGAGCUUAUACCAGAGACGCUCUAGCCGCAAAGCUGGCUGCAGAAAACAAUGGAGACCCGCCAUGGGUGAUUCAGCACAUACUGGAUAGGCAAAUAGCGGAAUAUCAAGCCACUCAGGAUCGCCUGAAAGAGAGAAUGGCAUCAGCUAAGGCCAGGGAGCGUGCUUUGCUCAAGGAAUCUCGCCGUCAAAAAGGUCACGUCUCGAAGAAACCGAGACUGGACCUCUUGGGAGACGAACGCUCAGAAAAGAGAAACGAUGCGGACGAUGAAUUUCUGCCUAUCGAUCGUCUUGGCUCUGUUGCUUCACAGCAAGUUGCGGCAGAAGAUGGGAUAUCGGCCGAAGUGAGGGCGCUCAUGAACCAAUUAGAAGCUGGAGCUAAACCGAAAGCAGAAGACGAAGAGGAAGUAGACGUGCCAAAGGUCUUCUAUACAUCCCGAACCCAUACUCAGUUGAGGCAAUUGACGUCGGAACUGCUAAAGACGGCUUUCGCCAGACAAGAUCGAGCCACCGGCGACGGGGGAAAUCCAGAACCGAACGAAGAUGAGAGCUUGCCGGUCAGGUCCGUGCCGCUUGGAGGUCGUGCUCAGCUGUGUAUCAAUGCGAAAGUAAGGGAGAUAGGUCGCAUCAAGGGCGGAGACCGCAUGAAUGAAGCCUGUCUAGAUCUACAGAAGUCUGACAGCAAGACCGGGCGAUGUUCGUACCUGCCACCAAAAGAGCGGGAGGAUGGGAUGCUCGACCUUCGUGAUCAGAUUCUGGCCGAUCCGAAAGAUAUCGAGGAUAUCGUCGAUUUGGGCACAGCACAAAAUGUAUGCCCUUAUUACGCGACUCGUCGAAGUGUCAAACAAGCUCAGCUCGUAACGCUGCCUUACAACUUACUCCUCCAAAAAAGCGCUCGAGAGGCUCUGGGUUUCAGCCUGAAGGAUCACGUAGUCGUAAUCGACGAAGCCCACAAUCUAAUAGACACCAUCCUAAGUAUCCAUUCGAUCGCGGUACCUGUGGACCACUUAGAAACAGCAACAACCCAGAUUAUGACCUAUUAUGAGCGAUUCAAAAACCGUCUCAAACCGAUCCAUGCGGUUCACCUGAAACAAUGUCUGGCAGUAAUCCGGGGGUUGACAUCCAUCUGCAAAGAAUGGCUGGGGGAUACGCCAGGUACCGGUGGGACCGCACAAAAGGCGAAGGCGAAAGAACAACUCUUUCGCGUCAACGAAAUCACGUCGCAGUUGAAGGGCGGAGCCGACCAGGUCAACCUGAUUGAGCUAGUUCAAUAUCUGAAGGAUAGUCGUCUGGCGCAAAAAGUGUCCGGCUACGCUGAAAAGGCCGCGCAAGACUCAGUGCAGGACGCCUCUGUGCACAACAACAUCUCGGCCUUCCGCCAGGUCGAGACUUUCCUGCUGUCCUUGACCGAGGCGAAUGAGGAUGGCCGGAUCUUGAUGGUCGCAGGACCUGGACCCUUCGGAGCUUCAAAAGACGCCCAGCCGAAAUUGAGCAUAUCGAUGCGAUACAUCCUCCUAAACCCUGCGGAGCAUUUCGGAAGUGUCGUGCAAGAGGCUCGCAGCAUCAUCUUGGCUGGAGGCACAAUGGCACCAGUAGACUUCCGGCAGCUGUUCCCAACCAAGUCGGAACAGCAGAUCGCGACCCUUAGUUGUGAUCACGUCAUACCUAGAGAAAACCUUCUGACCCAGGUGAUCACGCUUGGGCCCAGCAAGAAACCUAUGGAGUUCAAGUUUGAUAGUCGCAACGACGACGGCUUGAUCUUGGAACUAGGGGCUCUCGUCUCCAGUAUGAUCAACUUGAUUCCAGAUGGUGUUGUCGUCUUUCUGCCAUCGUAUGCAUUUCUCGCAAGGGUCAAGUCGAUAUGGCAGCAGAAAGGACUGCUGGACAAGCUCGAUGCGCGCAAGAAAUUGUUUUAUGAGCCCCAAUCCAGUUCGGAUGUCGAAGUCGUCCUCCGGGAGUAUGCUAAUGCGAUCGAUAAUCCUGAGCCUGGUACGAAACGUAGAGGUGCCCUUUUGUUGGCUGUCGUUGGCGCGAAACUCUCGGAAGGUAUCAACUUCAGCGACUCGCUCGGUCGAGGGGUGAUCAUGGUCGGCCUGCCAUUCGCGAAUACCGGGUCCGUCGAACUCAAAGAACGUAUGCGUUAUGUCACGUCGCUUCCUGGAUCGUCCAAGAAUGCUGGACAAGAGCUAUACGAGAAUCUCUGCAUGAGGGCGGUCAAUCAGUCGAUCGGUCGUGCGAUCCGUCAUCAGAACGAUUACGCCUCCAUCUUGCUCGUCGAUCAAAGAUACGCGCAAUCGAGGAUAUCCGGCAAGCUACCGAAGUGGAUCGGGGAGGACGUCAAGGUUGGGGAUUUCGGGAGCAGUAUCCGGAACUUGGCCGCCUUUUUCAAGGGAAAGGCUAAGAAGUCUUGA
This is a messenger RNA of Filobasidium floriforme, 2628 nucleotides long. Its product is annotated as helicase C-terminal domain-containing protein. Bases 1 to 2628 code for a protein of 875 amino acids. Lineage: Eukaryota; Fungi; Basidiomycota; Tremellomycetes; Filobasidiales; Filobasidiaceae. The transcript is spliced from 17 exons. The record is from RefSeq and is a predicted model, not a curated record. Gene Ontology annotation, cellular component: nucleus. Gene Ontology annotation, molecular function: DNA helicase activity; hydrolase activity, acting on acid anhydrides, in phosphorus-containing anhydrides; ATP binding. Gene Ontology annotation, biological process: establishment of sister chromatid cohesion; nucleobase-containing compound metabolic process.